AAAAUGUUAAAAAAAAAAUGAAAAAAUUAAAGAGAGAUUAGAAAGAAUGAGGCCUUUUAUCUCUAGUUUAUAUAUAGGUAUAUAUAGAUUUUUUCACUAUCUUCGCCAUUUCCUCUUUGAAUCUUUCGUUUAGCAAGAACCCUUUUGAGAAUGACGUUGUUUCACUUCUUCAACUGUGCCAUUCUUACCUUCGGACCUCACGCCGUCUACUACUCCGCCACGCCUCUAUCCGAGUAUGAUACACUUGGUACCUCUAUUAAAUCUGCCAUUGUUUAUCUCGUUACAGCUUUAGUCAAGCUUGUUUGUCUUGCCACUUUUCUUAAGGUAUCGGAGACUGACCACUUCGAUCCUUACCAGGAAGCCUUAAAAGCUUUAAUUGGUUUUGUAGAUGUUGCUGGCCUUUACUUCGCAUUGACUCAGUUGACUCACAGAAAUAUAUCUCAAAACCAUAAAUUUCAAGCAGUUGGACUUGGAUGGGCUUUUGCUGAUUCUGUUUUGCAUAGAUUGGCACCUCUUUGGGUAGGUGCCAGAGGAUUGGAAUUCACUUGGGAUUUCAUCCUACAAGGUCUUGAAGCGAAUGCAAAUCUGGUGUUCAGCAUAUCUCUUGCUGCAUUGGGUUCUCUAAUGUGGCUGCGAAAAAACAAACCCAAGACAUUGAUUCCCAUAAUAUACGUGUGUGCAGUGAUUGUAGCAACUAUGCCAUCUAUCACAAGCUAUCUUAAGCGAGGCUUGGGCUGGCACUUCCCAGAAGUGGUUGGCUUCCAACUAUCCAUUUCUCUAGUGAUGGCUUUGAUCAGUUGUCAGCUCUUUUCUGCUUGUCAGAGACCCUCAUACUGAGGAAUCAAUCCUAACGUUAGUCGUAACUUCCCUUGCGAGUGGAUUCUUUUUAAUUUUUUACUGGGCGAUAUCAAGACUUCCUUUUCUAUUUUUAUUUCCUAGAUAAUAACUCUUUUUGUUCAUUUAAAUAUAUAUUUUUUGAUACAAAUUUGUAAAAGGGAAAACCAACAUUUAUUUGUGUCAUGACUUGGAAAAUGUGGAGUUUCAACACAGUAAGUGGAGAAA
Messenger RNA from Cannabis sativa, 1062 nucleotides. RefSeq lists its product as uncharacterized. The transcript has 7 exons. The record is from RefSeq and is a predicted model, not a curated record. NCBI's taxonomy places the organism in Eukaryota, Viridiplantae, Streptophyta, Magnoliopsida, Rosales, Cannabaceae. The coding region runs from base 151 to 837 and encodes 228 amino acids.